GUUGUGUUACCAAGUCAGUACACUUUUUUGUUCCAGCAACCGGACAAUUCACAUCAAUCAGUAUCUCAUUUGGAACCGGUGAAACUGGACGAACGGAAAGAAGUUCCUGUUGGAAGUCUGGGCCUCGGAACUGCACUGGCAGUCGCUUACGAUCUGUAUAAUGAUACGGGAAUAGCCUCACAAAUGGCCUCGCACAUAUAUUCGCCACAACUGACUAGUUUUAUUUCCCUGUCCUCAAUGAAAGCCCCUGCAGCGCAAGUCACGCAACAUCUCACACCGUACAUGCGCACCAUGUCUGCCGGUUCCGAACAACCUUACCUCAUAUGUCCCUCUCAACCGUCCCAUUUGCCCCUCAACAACUCCAUGGCGUGGCCGGUGUCAUCGUCGUCUUCUUCAAUUAUUACUCAAUCAUCUCAUCAUUCAGAAGCCUACCUGACUCCAAUCUCUGUCGGUGACUGUCCCCCGAAAGCAUUUGCUGUGAUCGCGGAUUCAAAUAAGGUACGAUUUACCAAUCCAGCCUCAAUCCCCAAGUCUACGGACUACUCGAUGCAUCAGGUACCGGGUGCUUACGUGCAAUCGGUUGCCCCAUGUUCCAAUCCAGUCACUAUUGUGGUUGAUGGCAAUUAUCCUCAAUCCUCGUCUACUGCCCCACUCUCAUUUGGUCCAUCCUCAUCCUCUUGUUCCUCCUCCUCAUCUUCCGCAUCAACAGCCUCAUGUGCCGGCUCGGUUGUGUUCGGCCCUGGUAGCGCGGUGGCACCCACCACCACUACCACUUGCAUGAUGGUCCCAUCCGAUAUGGCUUAUCCACACAUGGCUUCUGCCUCUUCCGCUUGUGUAUUGUCUUCCACUUCAUCCCCAGUACUUCCUCCGAUUCCACUCCCAAACACUGCUAAUCAAAGGCAACAACAACAGCAAGCCACGGAAUUGAAUGGCUGCACAAAUGCUACCAAUGGCAACACAAACGACUCCAAUACGAAAUCGUCUUCCGAUUCAAGUGCCUUCUCUGCGGAUGAUAGUCUUUACGAAAUCACAGAAGAAGAAAUGCGAGAGAUAGAUGCUUCGCUAAAAGUGAACUAUCGACGACAACCAUUGAACGAGGGGGAUAAUAAUUUGUAA
This is a messenger RNA of Echinostoma caproni, 1116 nucleotides long. The record is from the annotation of a GenBank genome assembly. Lineage: Eukaryota; Metazoa; Platyhelminthes; Trematoda; Plagiorchiida; Echinostomatidae.